AUGAAUUUCGAGAUGUUGCAGUCGUUUGGCGAAUCGCAUUUCCUUCCCGUGUUGCAGGAGGAUGUCGUCACGGCGGAAAAUGAGAUUUUUUCGCGAUCCGAGUUGACGCCGUUGCAAAGUUUGCCUUCCGUGGACACGAUAAACUCGUCUCUGGUCACGCCAUUCACGAUUGCGGUCAUCAAUCCGGGGAUAAUGCCGGAAUUUAAUCCUUCGGAGGUUGUUGAUUACAAUUCAAACUUCGUGGAUGACACUCAGAUGACGGAAAUUCACACGGCGGAGAGUCUCAUGAAAGCCAUUCAUCCGCAGGAGAUGCACCUGAGUCAUGCCCAACUCACAACGGAAGCCACAACGAGCUCUGAAAAGGAAAAUGACGAAGAUUUGUUGAACUUACCGACUUCCGAUUUGAUCACUGAUGAAUUUUGGCCCACGGAGCUCAACGAAUAUCUGAUCCAGAAGACGCAAUGUUGCGAUUUGGAGGAAUAUUUGACGUUUAAUGGCGAUGAAGUAGCUGCCAACAAGAAAAAACGUCGUCCAAAAAGACGUUUGAAGCCCUUAAAGCCUCCCAAACCGCCAAAAGUGAAGAAAAAACGCCCAACCGUGCAAGUUCAAAUCACCAAAGGCGACUCAGGACAAUCAGUUUAUUGCUGCCCGCAAUGCAAUUUAGGAUACACGGACAAACAUUUGCUCGAACGACACCUAAUUUCGCACAAGGCAGAUCGGAGGUUCAUUUGUGAGGUUUGUGGCGUCGCAAUGAAGCGCAAAGAACACAUUCAACGCCAUAAAUUGGGACAUAAAGACGAACGUCCCUUUAGUUGCUCAAUUUGUAAUAAGAGUUUUAAGCGGAAGGAACACUUGGAUGUCCAUUUUGUCAUUCACAGUGGCGAUUUGGGCAAAACUUUUCCCUGUAACGAGUGUUCGAAGAGGUUUUAUAGACGCGAUCAUCUCACGACACACCAAAAAAGUCAUGUGCGGAAGCAGAUUAAGAGACAGCUGAAACAAGCGGAAAAUGCGAUGAAAAUUAACGCGAAACGGGGGAAAAGUAAGAGGGAAUCGAUGAAAAUUGAACAAGUGAGUCAUGAGAGCAAUACGUUUACGAUUCCCGUGCAAAUUCAAGUCAACACGAAUUUUGAUCUUGUGACGAGUGACAUGAUCGAAAGUGUAAUUAAUGCAACGAAUUGUGGUGAUAUCAAAAGUGAGGAACAUAUUUUGAGUGUUUUAUGA
This is a messenger RNA of Culicoides brevitarsis, 1221 nucleotides long. Its product is annotated as zinc finger protein 585B-like. The coding region runs from base 1 to 1221 and encodes 406 amino acids. The transcript has a single exon. Gene Ontology annotation, molecular function: RNA polymerase II cis-regulatory region sequence-specific DNA binding; DNA-binding transcription factor activity, RNA polymerase II-specific. The record is from RefSeq and is a predicted model, not a curated record. Lineage: Eukaryota; Metazoa; Arthropoda; Insecta; Diptera; Ceratopogonidae. Gene Ontology annotation, biological process: regulation of transcription by RNA polymerase II.